This is a messenger RNA of Fomitopsis serialis, 357 nucleotides long. RefSeq lists its product as uncharacterized. The record is from RefSeq and is a predicted model, not a curated record. NCBI's taxonomy places the organism in Eukaryota, Fungi, Basidiomycota, Agaricomycetes, Polyporales, Fomitopsidaceae. The coding region runs from base 1 to 357 and encodes 118 amino acids. The transcript has 4 exons.
AUGGCUGCGCACGCUAUAAUAUUGGAGCGCUUUGCCAACGCGACGAGGGCCUCCGUCAAUGGUUCAGCGAGGCCAUUGAGUUCGGUCGCCGGGCACUGCCUCAUGGAGCCGUACUACAUCCUCGAUGACCCAGCUAGCGUCCGCGCAAACGAGUUCCGCAACAACUGGGCGCUUUCGGGCAACAAGAUGUGCCCGAAAAUCGACAGCUUUGAGGCGCAUAACUACAUGAAGUUCUCGCCAUAUGACGUGAUCAACGACGAGGGCCACCACGAUUUCACUCUUACCUUCCGCCACAUCCAGGCUGACUUGCGCGACGUUGCCUGUUAUUACCCCCGCAAGACCGGCUUCCCAAGAUGA